AUGGAGACGGGAGCGAAAGUAACGGCGACGGUUACAGCGACGGCGAUGGGGAUUGGGACGAGGAAGAGAGAUCUGAAACCGUACAAAGGGAUACGGAUGAGGAAAUGGGGAAAAUGGGUGGCGGAGAUUAGAGAGCCGAACAAGCGUUCGAGGAUCUGGCUCGGCUCUUACUCCACGCCUGAAGCGGCGGCGAGAGCUUACGACACUGCCGUUUUCUACCUCCGUGGACCUUCCGCGAGGCUUAAUUUCCCGGAGCUUUUGGCCGGGCUCACGGUUUCAGGCGGCGGCGGUGGAGGAGGAAUAGAGGGAGAUUUGUCGGCGGCGUAUAUAAGGAGAAAAGCGGCGGAGGUUGGUGCUCAGGUGGAUGCGCUUGGAACGACGGUGGUGGUGAAUCCCGGCGAGGAUAUUCGCCGGAGCUGCGGUGAUUACGAGGAUGAGGAGGAGGAAGAGAGUCGUAACGGAAUUAAGAGCGGUAGCGGGUCGUUGGAACGGGUCGAUUUGAAUAAAUUACCCGACCCGGAAAAUUCGGAUGGUGACGACGAGUGGGUGAAGAGGAGAUAG
Molecule: messenger RNA, 561 nt
Organism: Microthlaspi erraticum
Lineage: Eukaryota; Viridiplantae; Streptophyta; Magnoliopsida; Brassicales; Brassicaceae
Source: the annotation of a GenBank genome assembly